Molecule: messenger RNA, 543 nt
Organism: Triticum turgidum subsp. durum (durum wheat)
Lineage: Eukaryota; Viridiplantae; Streptophyta; Magnoliopsida; Poales; Poaceae
Source: the annotation of a GenBank genome assembly
AUGGACUUGGAUCAGCAAAGAUAUUAUUAUCUCACCAUGUUGUGGCAGAGAACUCUGUAUGUCAUUGUUCUUCUCUUGGCUCUUUGGUAUAGAAACAGAGAUGAUAGAAAAUUUAGAAGUGGAGGAAGAAAGUAUGGUCCACUAGUUGAGAGAGACAUCUACAGGACUAAUGUCCUGGUUAGGCUAAUUGACAUAUCCGAUGCAAUAUGUAUCAAGCAACUGCGGAUGUCUCGAGCUGUGUUUUACAAGCUAUGCAUUAGGCUCAGGCAGAAAAAGUUGUUAAGUGAUACACUACAUGUUUCAGUAGAGGAACAAGUAGCAAUGUUCCUAUACAUGAUCGGUCAGCAUCACACAAAUUCAUCCAUUGGAUUUUGGUUCUGGCGAUCUAGUGAAACAGUGAGCAGAUAUUUCAAUAUUGUUCUUCGUGCGAUGGGGGAGUUAGCUCGUGAUCUCAUUUACGUUAGAUCAACGGACACACACACAAAAAUCACUAGCAGCCCGGACAGAUUCUACCCGUAUUUUGAGGUAACCCUUAGACCGUAG